GCUCGAUUCUACGACCAUCCAGACGCUCUAUAUUAUUUUAGUAUGAUAUAGCAGAAUUUGGCACCAAGUCCUAUCAGUGCCAUAUUUGGAAGCCAUUCACGAUGCCCAAAGCUACAUCAUCACGCUCGGCCGCUGCUGGCCGCAGACACAAUCCUCUGGCUGAGGACAUUAUGACCAUGGGCCAUUUACGGGCCCAGUCUGGAAAAAAGAUUAAACACAAUUCCCGAUCCGAUGAAGAUCAAGAGGAUGGCGAACGUUUCAUUGAUGCGAAAAUGUCUCGCAAGAUUUUGCAGAUUGGGCAGGAACUGGCCGACGAGGAUGCCGCUGAGCAACGGACGGCAAUAAGAACUAUAGGAGCGAAAGAUCAUACAGCUUUUGAUUUUGAAUCUCGCUUUGAGGAUGACGAAGCUUUAUCAGAUGAUGAAAGGUUCCAGGAUGACCAAUGGGGCGAUGAGGAAGAAAUCGAAGAAGUGGAGGUCGACCCAAAUGAUCUUGACAUGUUUCACAAAUUCAUUCCUGGUGGUGACGAAGAUCCUAUAUUUAAUCCUAGUGAACAGGGCAUAGGUGGUCAGAGCACGAACCUCGCCGAUCUCAUUCUUGAGAAGAUUGCCGAACAUGAGGCAAAGCAAAACGGAGACAGCGGCCCCUUGGUUCAGGGCGGGGGACUACCGGAAGAUGCAGUCCAGAUACCAGCUAAGGCGGUCGAAGUAUAUGAGAAAGUCGGUAUGAUCCUUUCUCGCUAUAAAUCCGGACCACUUCCAAAGCCGUUUAAAAUCCUCCCCUCUGUUCCCAACUGGCCAACUCUCCUUUCCAUUACUCGACCGGAGUCAUGGACCGCCAACGCUAUUUACGCCGGAACUAGGAUCUUCAUCUCAUCAAAACCAGCAGUCGCCCAAGAGUUUAUCUCGACAGUACUCCUCGAUCGGGUUCGAGAAGAAAUUCAUGAGACCAAAAAGUUGAAUGUGCAUACGUAUAACUCAUUGCGGAAGGCGCUAUACAAACCUGCCUGCUUCUUCAAGGGGCUACUGUUCCCCCUUGUUUCCAGUGGGACUUGCACGUUGCGGGAAGCUCACAUUGUCUCCUCGGUUAUUGCCCGUGUAUCCAUUCCUGUAUUACAUUCCGCGGCCGCCUUAUUGCGUAUGUGUGACCUUGCUGCAGAGCAGUCUUUGAGGUCGUUGGAGAGUACCGGGGCGGUAAAUAUGUUUAUUAGGGUGUUUUUGGAAAAGAAAUACGCGCUUCCUUACAAGGUUAUCGAUGCGCUUGUCUUUCAUUUCCUGCGUUUCCGGGCUAGCGACAACGAUGAGGACUCGAUGAUGACGAACGGACAUUCGCGGGGCACCGGCAAGGCGUAUAAGCUUCCCGUUCUCUGGCACCAGUCCCUCUUGGUCUUCGCACAGCGCUACCGCAAUGACAUCACCGAAGAUCAACGAGAGGCGCUCCUGGACUUACUCUUGGUGCGUGGACACAAAGACAUUGGACCCGAAGUAAGGCGGGAGCUGUUAGCCGGCAGAGGACGAGGUGUUGUUAUACCUGACCCAGAGAAGCAAGGGGCCUUGGAUGCUGGAGAUGAUACGAUGGACGUCACCAUAUAGGAGACAGAUGUAUAUGGAUAAUUUUCAAAAGCGCCGUGUGAAGUUCUUCUUAUCCUUACCAUUCCUUCCCCCC
This is a messenger RNA of Aspergillus alliaceus, 1665 nucleotides long. RefSeq names its product snoRNA-binding rRNA-processing protein ENP1. The transcript has 3 exons. Gene Ontology annotation, molecular function: snoRNA binding. The record is from RefSeq and is a predicted model, not a curated record. Gene Ontology annotation, cellular component: cytoplasm; preribosome, small subunit precursor; nucleolus. Bases 102 to 1592 code for a protein of 496 amino acids. Gene Ontology annotation, biological process: rRNA processing. NCBI's taxonomy places the organism in Eukaryota, Fungi, Ascomycota, Eurotiomycetes, Eurotiales, Aspergillaceae.